UAAGGCCAAGUAAAAUCAUCAUCGGCUCUGCUCAACCUUUCCUGUAAUCUCAAAAUCACACAAAUCCUAUAUCUAUCUUUGAAUUUGCUUCUUUCAUCUUGCAAGGAUUUCAGAAGACGAGACAACAAGUUUCUAACUUUGAUUCUCUCUAAUUUUAGAAUAAAAAGAUGAAUAUGGAUGAGGAAGAAGUACAAGUUUGGGAUGGAGCAUCGAGAGGAUGUAGCCACACUCACAGCUGUAACCCUCCAGGCCCAGAUGAUGCUUCUCACUCCCACACAUGCUUCCACACUCAUACUCAUCUCAUCAUCCCUGACCAGCAAGAGAAUGAUCAUUCUGACAGCAGCAACAAGAAACGGUCGUGUGGGAACAGAGAGGCAGUGAGGAAGUACAGGGAGAAGAAAAAGGCUCGCACUGCGUACCUUGAAGACGAAGUGAAGAGAUUGCAAACUCUGAAUGAACAUUUGCAUAGGAAGCUUCAGAGCCAAGCAACGGUUGAAACCGAAGUCAUCAGACUCCGGACUCUUCUGGUAGAGAUGCAGGGGAAGAUUGAUGGUGAACUUGGUGGUUUCUCGAAUCAGAAGCAUUGCUUCGGUUCUGGUCUUGUGUUCAAAGAAGAUGGAUGCAGUGUAGCAACAAGUAAUAUAAUAUGUGAAGCGGCAAGAGUGGAGUGCGAGGAAGGCUAAACACUUCAUGAUGCUGCGAUGCACUCCUUUGUUGCCCAUUCACCACCAUUCUCUCACUAAGCUCUUUUACUGAUUGUGGUAUUGUGUCUACAUAUGGGAAUUUUAACUAGGGGCGUAUAGGUUGGAAUCAAAUUAAACAUAGUGAAACAUGUACACAGAUUGUAACGUAUUCCCACAUAUGGUCUACUUUAAGGGUACAAAAAACAUAUUGAUGUGAAAUUGAUUUGAAAUGAAGAGGAGGGGGAGGGGAGGAUUGUGGUUGUAUCAUGUAUGUAUGAUGAUGAUUGUGGGCUUAGA
Molecule: messenger RNA, 980 nt
Organism: Capsella rubella
Lineage: Eukaryota; Viridiplantae; Streptophyta; Magnoliopsida; Brassicales; Brassicaceae
Product: basic leucine zipper 24
Exons: 4
Coding region: 168-683 (171 amino acids)
Biological process (GO): regulation of transcription by RNA polymerase II; DNA-templated transcription
Molecular function (GO): DNA-binding transcription factor activity, RNA polymerase II-specific; RNA polymerase II cis-regulatory region sequence-specific DNA binding
Source: RefSeq, a predicted model, not a curated record